UUAUUAGCGCCUAGCAACCUAACAAAGUAUAGCUUCAUUCAAGUGAUUUUAAUAUUCGAUUUGAUUUAACUUUAUAAAACAUUGUUUUCAUACAAACUCGUGCAAAAUAACAGAAAUGAAGAAAACAACAAAAGAUUUGGCGCCUAUUGCUAUACCGCACGGUCCACCCGUGGAAUGUACGGCGGAAUAUUUUAAAUCGCUGAUGGAAAGCUCAAGCAUGGUAAAAAAAUAUCCGAUAUGGGACGUGGCGCGACCUACCCCUCAAGUGUUGAUGGAGCAAGCACGACGUGAUUUAAUGGAAGCAGAGGAAAAAUUGGCCAUCAAAAGAGAGGAAGAGAAAAAUAACAGAGCUGUGAUGAACGGCAAGUGGGAAGAACUGCGCAGUAAGGAGACGCUACUGAAGGAGUCUUUUAUAAGUUUUAAUAAGUUUAUCCGUGAGAAUCAAGAAAAACGUGACCGCGCCGAAAGGAAAAUGACGGCUGAUGCUGAAGUCCUCGAACGGAAGACAAGAGAAACGGACGCUAUGAGACUGCGGGUCGCAGAAAUGACGGAAGUCAAGGAGUUGAUGGAGAAACAAGUCAAAGACUAUACGAUUUACGAGGAUUAUUUAAUGGCAGUGGUCCAUCAAUAUCCUGAAUUCAAGCAACCUUUAGACGUUUUGAACAGAUACGAAGCAUUGGCUGCAGCUAAAAGCACUCUAGCGGACCGUCAAGAGCGAGACCUGGAGAUGCUAGAGAAUGCUCGACAAGAAAUAGCCGCUUUAACUGAGGAGAAGAAGCUGUUUAUAAUGGGCUUAAAUAAUACCCUGGCUAACUUGAGGUGGCGUUACGACAAAGUGAGAAGCAGAGUUAUAAAAUGGGAAUUGGCUUUGAAUCGACUGAAGGAGACCGCAGCCAGGCGUCACGUGGAGCUAAGCCACGUGCGGUCGGCUAUAUGGAGCCUGUACGUGAAGAUAUGCAAGCAGAAGGGUCUGGCGGUGGACGCCGGGUCUGAAGACUUUGAACAGCAGCUUGUCGUAAUCAUGAGAGCGCUGCUGGAGUUGAGGAAGAUUUACAAGAUCGCUCAACGAAGGUCUAAGGAGAAGGAUGCUGAAUCAACGUGACACAUCAAGCUUACCAUUAUAAACGAUCACAUUCUCUGAUCAAUAUUUUUAUGUAAAUUAAAAUGAAAAAAAAAAAUACUUCCAGAAACUUUAGUAUGAAUGUCAUUUUAGUAUUUUGGUUUAAAAAUAUUUUUCGCUGUUUUGAAAUAAUAAAUUUUCAUGCAGUUGUUAUGAAUUAAAUUUUUAUCACGUGCUGUUUAUGAAAUUUUUUUUAAUUGUUUUUAAUAAUUUGUUAUGGUUUUAAAAUUAUUAAUUUAAUAAAAAAUGUUAAUUAACGAA
Messenger RNA from Bombyx mori (domestic silkworm), 1381 nucleotides. Its product is annotated as coiled-coil domain-containing protein 42 homolog. The transcript has 7 exons. Bases 116 to 1102 code for a protein of 328 amino acids. The record is from RefSeq and is a predicted model, not a curated record. NCBI's taxonomy places the organism in Eukaryota, Metazoa, Arthropoda, Insecta, Lepidoptera, Bombycidae.